CACCGGAAGUGCUGCUGCGCGGCAUGUGUGGAGGGAGAGUGAAAACAUUGUAUUGUUUUUGUUUUCUGUUAUUUUACCGUUAAGAAAUGAUUGAUCUUUUAUAACAGCUAAUCUCAUGUAAUCGAUGACGGUUUAUCGAGAAAGAUGUCAGGGGAACCUCGUGUUCAGACGGCUCCUGAGCCUCUCCGGGUCGCUCCUGUCCGGACCACAGAACUUCACUGUCCUGAUCUGGACCUGUCUGUCACUCUCACACCAGAACGACCUGCAGACAGACACCAGCGACAGGUGCGGUUUAAUGUGAGUCCGCAGCGCAGCGGGCACUCGGAGCGUGAUCCGGUGGUCGCCACGGUGAUUCCAGAACCGAGCACUAAUCAAUCCGCAGUCCGGAAAGCUCAAAUCCAAAAGAAAAAAGGGACUGAAUCAGGGCGAGGUCGUGUGAUGGGCGGAGACUCUGUGGUGUGUGAUGGACAGCUGACAGAGGGGGCGGAGCUGAACACGACACUGGCGCUGAGGGCGGAGCUUCGGGAAGUGGAGGAGUUGGUGUUUGAUCCGGAGAAAGCUGUGAAGGAGAAACUGCAGAACUCCACCCUCACAAAGAACCACAUCAGCAGCAAAGCAGCAGAGGGGCUGAAUUUCCCGCGCUCUCAGCAUCUGUACCGGGCGUUAGUGAGCGUCAGCCUACCACACGAUCAGCUCAUCAGCCAGGCACUGCAGGAUAGGCCAGCACUGGCACCGCCCACCAGCUCACAGACCAAUAAGUUCUCAUCACAGCCACUAGAGGCCCCUGAUUUACUGCCGUUCUACAGUCCUGACAAACUGCUCCGAGAGACUCCACUGUUGCCUGGCAACCACAUCUCUUUACCCCGCCCACGGCCAAAACCCGCCCACACAACCUUUCACCUACAUCAUCUGCACAAACUCUGGGACUCAUGAACUGCAUGUGUGUUGUUUUUCUGAUGAAAUAUAAAUAUAUCAGAGAUAAAGGACAUAAACACAUGACAAUCAACAAGUGUGCUUCAUUUCAACUGAUGUCCCAAAUCAGGAAUUUAUAUUGUGUGUAAGAGAGUGUGUGUGUGUGUGUCAGUGUGAGUGAGUGUGUGUGUGUGUGUGUGUGUGUGUGAGACUGCGUGCGUGUGAGUGUGUGUGUGUGUGUGUGUGUGUGUGUGUGUGUGUGUGUCAGUGAGGGUUUCCCACACUGAUGUCCAGAAAUACAAAGAGAGAUUAGAGAUGGUGGGAUCAGUAGAAGAAUGGAAUGAGGGAUUGAAAAGAAGAGAGAUUAUUGUUGUGGUUUUAGUGUCGCUGGAGAGCCGCACAAGAUGAUCUUCAUCUCUUCUUAUUCUCGAGACAGAAAGUGUGAUGCUCUUCAGCUGAAGGACUGACACACAUCUCUUGCUGUUGUUCUAGAGGGACACAUUUGUCUGCAGAAGUGAGCUAAAUCUGACAAAACCUAAUUUUGGUUCAAAUAAUACAAAAAAUAAAUAGAUUUCUUUGUAACACCUUGUAAU
Messenger RNA from Xyrauchen texanus (razorback sucker), 1505 nucleotides. RefSeq names its product protein phosphatase 1, regulatory subunit 35 (gene ppp1r35). Lineage: Eukaryota; Metazoa; Chordata; Actinopteri; Cypriniformes; Catostomidae. Gene Ontology annotation, biological process: negative regulation of phosphatase activity. Gene Ontology annotation, molecular function: phosphatase binding. The record is from RefSeq and is a predicted model, not a curated record. Bases 145 to 933 code for a protein of 262 amino acids. The transcript is spliced from 6 exons.